GCUUAGGCAUGUGCUCAACAAGUAGCAGCUACACUCCCCCGAUGCCGAGUUCUGCAAUCAUCCUUUCUACUAAUGAUGGGACAACAGUAAACCCGAUGACUAUUGAACCCACCGUCAAAGGCAUCACAACUCCAACUAAUGAGCCACAAGUAACAAACGCUCCUGAAAUCACAACUUCUGCAAGCCCUUCUAGUGAUUUAAGCAAGACUUCCACACAAACUAUGACAAAUGCUGCAGCUACAAUUCCUCCUGUCACAUCACUUCCUUCAAAUGAGCCAGAACAAACACCACCGCCAAAAACCACAAAGUCCUCAUCACCACCUUCUUCCACUUCUGAUGGCCAUCAUCUCACUACAGCAGGGGCUCUUCCUCUUGGUCCUGCAACCAUCAGUAAAUCCAGGACCACAGCACAGACUACACCACAUGGUAUCGAUAGAAGCCUGAUCCAAACAACCACACCAUCACAACCAUCUAAUCCUCCUGACCAACCCUCUGAGUUGCCUACUUCACUUCCAGACAUUCAGGGCAACAAGGGGACAACCUUAAACACAGAGGCCCCAACAUUUGCUCCUCCACCUGAGAAGACAUCCACCAAGAGCUGGUCAGGUACUGAGGCAGGAUCUACCCCAGGGUUGUCAUCAACUGGACCCAGGUCAACUGUGAAGCCAAAUUUCUCCAUCUACACCCCCAGCCAGACUACGAUCACACCACGUAACACCGAGGCUUCACGUCCCCCGGAUGGCACCACGACACAAAUUAUCUUCAAUCCUAAGGCUCUGCCAAACAAGUUCACUUAUUCUCUGCUGGAUGUGCUGGAGACAGUCAAAGAGAAAGGUUUUGCAGAGUUGUGCAAGAAGCUGAUGCCAAACUGGCAAAAUGGAACCUGCAUCCUGAUGUGGAGGCAAUUCAGCGACAAAGUGCAUUUUGAUAGUGUAGAGAUCAACGGUCAAGUGAAGACCAGCCUUGCAGAGCAGUAUUAUGAAGAAAUGACCCAGGAAGACAUCUCCACGAAGAAGCCAACUGAUUACAAAACUCUGAUAGCCAUCCUGGCAUCCUGUGGUGCUCUGCUCAUCAUGAUCAUCAUCCUGACUGUUUGUGCAUCUCACCAUCGGAAGCCAUGCAACGAGAACCAGCAGUACCUGACAGAGGAGCUACACACGGUGGAGAACUGCUACCAUGACAACCCCACGCUGGAGGUGAUGGAGUCACAGCCGGAGAUGCAGGAGAAGAAGGUGGUGCUCAACGGGGAGUUCAACGAUAGCUGGAUCGUCCCCAUCGACAAUAUGAUUAAGGAGGACAUCCCCGAUGAGGAGGACACACACCUUUAAAGACAGCAUGGAAUAGUGUGAUGGGACCAGAACCUCCACGAUCCCCCUGCCCUCCAGACUCGUGUUUGGAAAUGUUCUACAGAACAUCUGACCAGUUUUUUUCCAUGUGUUCAUGCUGUCAAGUGUUUUAUGCGAUAGUUUAAUAUUAAUAUUGGUCUUUUAUUUCCAGCAUUUUAUAUUUUUUAUGAUGUGUAAAUCUAAAACCUCUUAAGGAGUCCCUCAGGGUAGCUUAAAGAGAGUUGAACAGAAGCA
Messenger RNA from Nematolebias whitei (Rio pearlfish), 1580 nucleotides. RefSeq names its product podocalyxin-like (gene podxl). Gene Ontology annotation, biological process: positive regulation of cell-cell adhesion mediated by integrin; regulation of microvillus assembly; cell migration. Gene Ontology annotation, cellular component: microvillus membrane; apical plasma membrane. The record is from RefSeq and is a predicted model, not a curated record. NCBI's taxonomy places the organism in Eukaryota, Metazoa, Chordata, Actinopteri, Cyprinodontiformes, Rivulidae.